AAUAUUAAUAAUGAUGAUGGUGAAAAAUCCCUCUAAAAACGUAAAUGCUUGUGCAGUUCUGCUGUUCAGAACAGCUGAGUUCCAGCCCAGAAGUGGCUGCCUGUCAGAGCAGAGCGGACACAGUCAGUUCUGUACAGCCUGUAAAGCACUUUGUGGUGGGUCAGGUGAAAGAGGUGAUGGAAAUGGAAAGGAUACCACCAAGCCUCUCCCUCCCCUGGGUCUACGCUGGGGAUGGUGUCGUCUCUUCAUUUGGGGUGUUGCUUUCAAGGCUCCUCCCAGUACAAAACACAGCCCCAAAGCUGCCAGCCCCUGGAGCGGCUGAGGGGGACUCACAGAAGCUGCCCUGCAGCAGCCCUGGCUGAGAUGCGGUUCCUAGUGUGUGUCUCCCUCCUGCAGCUCCCGCUCCUGGGCAGCUGCCUGGACAGGGGCAGGUGUCUGAAGCAGAUCAGCGAGUUCUCCGUGCUGCAGCAGCCCCCGCGGGUGGUGAAGGAAGCCGGAGCCUCUGUAGCGAUGAACUGCACCCUGACACUGCCCCCGGGACACCCCAGACCCAGCAGCAUCCUCGUCACCUGGCACAGGGGGCCCAGAGGGGUUGGCCUGAUGGGCACGGGGAAGCUCUCCGAGGUGGAGGAGCUGCGAGGGCGGGUGGAGACGGCGUGGCUGGAGAACGUCUCUGCCAGCACCCUGCACAUCCACACCCUGCAGCGCAAUGACUCGGCCCUCUACCUGUGCCUCUUCGUUGUCUUCCCCUCGGCCCAGCCCUGCGUCCUAGAGGGGAACGGGACCCGCCUGACGGUGACAGGUUUCUCCACUCCGGGAAACACGACCCGGCCUGGCCCACAUCACAGCACGCUGGCCAGCUGGCAGGUUUUUUCCCUGGGUCUGGGAGCCCUGGGGUUUCUCGUGGGUGCCUUCCUGCUGUGUCUGCACAGAAAGAGGACAGGGCUUGCUUCCAGAGUGUUGCACACAUCACCUCUUGCUGGGGCAGGUGACUCCGCUGGUCACAGCCUUCGGUUGAUGAAGGAGUCUCCGAGUGAGGGAGAAGGGAUCACAUAUACAGAGCUGAGUAUCCAGCCACGGACUCAGAGGAGAGCGACAACGGUAAAUUCCCGAAUGAUGGCAGAAGAGAUCACAUACACCCAUCACAGCAUCCAGCCGCCGACACAGAGCAGAACAACAAAAGCAAGUUCCCCAGCAACGUCUCCCUCCGACACGGUAUACGCUGCGGUUAGAAAGGGCAGAGCAGACAGCUUUCUGUAUUGAGCCAAGGGGGUAUUUCCUUAGGGCAGCUACAGCCAAGCGCUGUCUUGCUGGCUUUUAGCCAACAGAGACAGGAUAGCUGUGUAGUUACUGUCAUCUUAGUGCCGAAUUCCUGCACUGGGUGGUUGUCUGUAUCUUUGGCAUCUGCUCCGUGUACGUUUGAUGACAAGUACCUGGGCAGGAAAACUCGAUGUAACCACGUUGCAAAAUCCUGUUUGUUCAUAAGUGUUCAGGCCAGCAGGGCCCAUUGUGACUAGGAGUCUGACCUCCUGCCUAGCCCAGGCCAGAGAAUCUCACCCCAUGAUUCCUGCACUGGAGGGAAUUAUUCUUGCCCACUACACAAGUGGGGCAGCACCUAAGUGAUUUAGGCGCACCGGUCCAUGCGCUUAAGUCACUUACUGCUUUGAAAAGAGCACUUCCAACCAUGGUUUAGACUCCAGGUGAUGAAGGAUCUGCCACAUCCCGUGCUGACCUAUUCCAAAUGCGAAUCAACUGAGAGGGCCUAAAUUUUACAUGAGGAAAAUUGUCCUGCCAAAAAAUACAGUUUUGUCUAAACUGAAAAUUUUCUUGGGAAAAUCCUGAUUCUUCUGAAAAAAUGUCAAUUUUCCAGCAAGAAAUCUCAAAAUGCAACUUGUCAUUUAUGAAUCAAUAUUUCAGAACAAAGUGACACUUUUUUUUUUUUUACAUAAAAUCUCAUUUAUUUUUGGUUUUAAAGAAGCAAAAUGAAAAGUUAUGUCAAAAUAUAAAACAAAAAUUGUUGCUUAGCUUUGAAAUAUCAUUUUGAAGUGACAAUUUAUGAUUAGUUUCUGACAAAAGUGCUGACAUUUUUCAUGUCAACAUUUCUGAUUUGAAAUUCUGGGGGGCUUUUCAUUCCACACAAUGUUUCAACAUUUAGUUUUUCUGUUCCAAAUGAGUGUCCCAUGGGCUGAAAAAUUCCAUUUCCUGAGCUGCUCUAGCAGUUCCCAUGGCCUGUAAAAACCUUCCCUUUGCUCCUAGUUUGAGUUACUUAUGGUUUUCUUCCUUUUUUGUUGAAACCUUGUCAUUCCUGUGUAAUUGUAAAUAAACCCAACAUUUCCCAGCACAAGGCCUGGAUGAUCUAUCUAUUAAUAGCAUGGCUGUUUCCAGAGACCUGCUUAUCAAGUCCAUAUUUGCUCUGCCAUCCUACUGGAAGGUACAGUACGUGACUCAGCACCUCCUGAAACUCAUCAACUUUGUCUGCCCCUGAGUGCCGACAGCGCAUCCCCUCCCUGUCUUCUAGCACAGACGACUCUCGGCUGAAAUGAACCAUGAUUCCCUAGAGGGAGGGGGUGGAAUAGGGAGGGCACUGCAGAGACCCUAGAGCCAAGCAGAUCUGAUUAGAGUCCUGUAAUUCAUUAUCCCGUUCACAUUGCCACAACAGAUUAGCACCAUGGCUACGUUACUGGAGCAGGGAUGGGGCAUAACUGGCUUUCGGCUCUUUGGUUGAAAUCUACACACAGACCCCGUUACUGAUUUGUGAUCUGUGUUUAAGGUUUGGUUAGUGUCUAUCUGCAUGAAUGCCAUACACCCAGAUAUUGACCUAGCUCUGCUCAGUAGGGACAACACAGGGGUGGGCAUAUAUAACAUAAAUGAAAUAUAUUUUAAAAUUAGCUUACUCUAACUGGGGACCCCAAAC
Dermochelys coriacea (leatherback sea turtle) is the source of this 2914-nucleotide messenger RNA. RefSeq lists its product as uncharacterized. NCBI's taxonomy places the organism in Eukaryota, Metazoa, Chordata, Testudines, Dermochelyidae. The coding region runs from base 232 to 1263 and encodes 343 amino acids. The record is from RefSeq and is a predicted model, not a curated record. The transcript is spliced from 5 exons.